AGCCCAUAUUAAUAACACUCUGCCCGUCUGUCCAGGGCUGGGUGCACGUCGGGAAGGGAGCCGCGUCCGGGUCUGGCUCUCCAGCGGGAUGCGCGUUUCCCAGGCUGCCUCGAAGAGGGCUGCUCGCCCAGCGCUCCUCUGAGCCUUCCGCUUGGAGGGUGGCUCCAGUCCCCCCCCCAAGCCCUUCUUUUGGAGCGGGGGCCCUGAUGACGUCGGGCGCGCACGUGGGCCCGGGACCGGCUGGGGGCUCGCGCUGAGCGGGCAGGGGGCAGGAUGGGGCCGCCCUUGGAGAAGUGUCAGGGCGACUGGCGGCAGCUGGAGCAGGAAUUCCAGCAGCUCCAGGAAUCGCACAAAGUCUACAAACAAAAGCUAGAAGAGCUGACCAGCUUGCAGUCGGCCUGCAGCAGCUCUAUACAGAAGCAGAAGAGGGGCUUACAGGACUUGCAGUGCAGCUUUCAAAGAUGCAGACGCAACUGUAACCAGGAAGAAUCGGAACUCAUUGAGCAGAUCAACACCCAGAUCAAAGAGCGCCACAAUGUCUUCUUCGACAUGGAAGCCUACCUGCCAAAGAAAAACGGUUUGUACUUGAAUCUGGUGCUGGGAAAUGUGAAUGUAACGUUGCUAAGUAAUCAGGCAAAGUUUGCCUACAAAGAUGAAUAUGAAAAAUUCAAACUGUACUUGACAAUAAUUUUACUCCUCGGAGCGGUUGCUUGCCGAUUUGUUCUGCAUUACCGGGUGACAGAUGAAGUGUUCAACUUCCUCUUAGUUUGGUACUACUGCACACUGACAAUAAGGGAAAGUGUCCUCAUCAGCAAUGGAUCCAGGAUUAAGGGUUGGUGGGUGUCUCAUCAUUACGUCUCAACGUUCCUAUCUGGUGUGAUGUUGACAUGGCCAGAUGGUCUCAUGUACCAAAUGUUCCGCAACCAGUUUUUAGCAUUUUCAAUUUUCCAGAGUUGUGUCCAGUUUCUACAAUACUACUAUCAAAGUGGCUGCCUGUACAGACUUCGUGCAUUGGGGGAAAGAAACCACUUAGAUCUCACAGUGGAGGGAUUUCAGUCUUGGAUGUGGCGAGGGCUGACGUUUCUCCUUCCCUUCUUGUUCUUUGGGCAUUUCUGGCAGCUGUACAACGCUAUCACACUUUUUGAAUUGUCAAGACAUAAGGAAUGUAAAGAAUGGCAGGUUUUUGUGCUUGCUCUCACAUUUCUGGUGCUCUUCCUUGGAAAUUUUCUCACAACUUUGAAAGUAGUGCACACCAAACUCCAGAAGAACAAAAUGAAGAAGUUGUGAAAAGAGGACCGUACUUCUGAUGGCUAGAACUUGGGGUUUGGUUCCUUUCUGCCUCCCCUUUGAUUAGACUUGUGUUUUGGACAGACCCCCUGCUCAGCCACUAACUGGCUCUACAGUAUGCAAACCACGGAGGAACUUCCAUCCUCGUUACGCUACAAAGUCUUCCCCAACUGACUUAAUUUUGCAAGUGCCGCUUUUUCCAGCUGGUAGCCCACUAUUUAUGUUUAACUUAACCCAGCACCCAUUUGGCCUUUCCUAGGAAUUCAGCAGAGAUUGAUCCUUGCUAGGGGAAAAAAUGGAUUAUCAAGAGUGAAAGGAGGUGUUGCUACUUUGGAAUAAAGCAAGUUUUUUGGUUAAAAUUCUGUCUUUGAAAUGCCAGCAGAUAUUAGAAACUUGGUGGCUGUUCCAAGCAGCUGCUUGGUACCACUUGCUGAGCCCUGUGCAUUCUGAGACCCCCGUCUCUGAAACUAAAAGGGGCCCGUGUGGGAACAGCACUUGUGGACUGGAAGCCACGAAUGGCUCUUCUCCACUUGCAGGCUGACUGGGAACACGUGAAACAGGUGGAGGGAAUCCUUUGCCUCCUUAUUGUAACUUACUCCAGCUAGACUUGCUUAAAAAAAAAAAACCGCGCUACGUAAAAAGCCUCUUGAAAUCCACUGAAUGAUAUAAUGCAAUGUGCUUUGUUGGCACAGAGGUUGAAUGGCUGUUUCGUUCACAGGGCUCAAGUCUUGUUGAGUCUUGGAAAGGGGUGGGGGAAGAAAAGGUAGCAAAUAAAAAAGAACUGCCUCAACC
Heteronotia binoei (common prickly gecko) is the source of this 2079-nucleotide messenger RNA. RefSeq names its product transmembrane protein 120B (gene TMEM120B). The transcript is spliced from 12 exons. The coding region runs from base 274 to 1287 and encodes 337 amino acids. Gene Ontology annotation, cellular component: nuclear inner membrane. The record is from RefSeq and is a predicted model, not a curated record. Gene Ontology annotation, biological process: fat cell differentiation. NCBI's taxonomy places the organism in Eukaryota, Metazoa, Chordata, Lepidosauria, Squamata, Gekkonidae.